This is a messenger RNA of Hevea brasiliensis (rubber tree), 1475 nucleotides long. Its product is annotated as F-box/kelch-repeat protein At1g80440. Lineage: Eukaryota; Viridiplantae; Streptophyta; Magnoliopsida; Malpighiales; Euphorbiaceae. The transcript has a single exon. Gene Ontology annotation, molecular function: protein binding. Gene Ontology annotation, biological process: regulation of phenylpropanoid metabolic process; negative regulation of cytokinin-activated signaling pathway. The record is from RefSeq and is a predicted model, not a curated record. Bases 256 to 1320 code for a protein of 354 amino acids.
AUCCUUUAAAUUGCAAACUAACAACAGAUUGUUUCUUAAUUCCAACGGCCUAUCAGCCUGUCUUUAUUGGUUUACCACCCCCAGGUUUCCAGAACCCCACCAUUAACAGAGCUUAUCUUCAAUAACAGUCUGUAACUGUUCUCUCUCUAUAUAAAGAAAACCCCUGAAAUCUCUGCUUUCCAUAAACCCUUCUUUAAAACGAUCUCCCUGAAUCUCGAUUCAAAAUCAAUUAUUUCUUUCUCUUUUUUUUUUUUCAUGGAGCUGAUUCCUGGUCUCCCUGAUGAUGUCGCUCGUGAUUGUCUUGUUCGUGUCAUGUACAAGCAGUUCUCCACCGUUGUAUCGGUCUGCAAAGGCUGGAGAACUCAGCUUGAGUUGCCGGAAUUUCACCGGCGCAGGAAAGAUACUUGUAAUAUUCAGAAGCUUGUUGUUAUGGCUCAAGCUCGAGUUGAACCAAAGGAAGGUUCCAAGGUUGUGAAAUAUCGGAUUACCCCGGUUUAUCGCCUUACUCUUCUUGAGCUGGAUACUGGUGAUUGGUGUGAAUUGCCUCCAAUUCCUGGGUUUUCCGAUUGCUUGCCGUUGUUUUGCCAGGUGAUGAGUGUUGGGUCUGAUAUUGUUGUUUUGGGUGGGCUGGAUCCGGUGACUUGGGAAGUUUCCCCUUCAGUUUUUGUUUUCAAUUUUGUUUCGGCUACGUGGCGUCGUGGGUCGGAUAUGCCAGGUGUUCGGCGAUCUUUUUUCGGGUGUGCAUCUGAUUCUGAUCGGACGGUGUUUGUCGUUGGUGGACAUGAUGGUGAGAAAAAUGCACUGAGAUCUGGACUGGCAUAUGACGUGGCAAAAGAUGACUGGAAUGCAUUGCCUGACAUGGCAAGAGAACGAGACGAGUGUAAGGCAGUUUUCCACGGUGGCAAGCUCCAGGUUAUUGGAGGAUAUUGCACUGAAAUGCAAGGCAGAUUCGAGAGAGAUGCUGAGGUGUUUGAUGUCGCCGCGUGGAAAUGGAGUCAUAUUCAAGAGAGUUUCUUAGAAGCUGCCAUUUGUCCUAGAACAUGUACAAGUGGUGAUGAUGCGCUAUACAUGUGUCAUGGUGGUAAUGUGUUGGCAUUGAAAGGCACCAUGUGGCAAGCAGUUUCCAAGCUUCCAAGUGAUAUGUGCAACAUUGCUUAUGUGGGAACAUGGCAAGGCAAGUUAUUAGUGAUUGGGUCUGCAGGAUUUGGUGAGCCCCACGUGGCACAUGUGUUGGAUUUGAAGGAAUACAGGUGGACAAAAAUGGAAACAAUUGAGCAGUACUCUGGUCAUGUUCAAGCAGGUUGCUACCUGGAGAUUUAAUACUAGCCUGGAGUACAGAAGUGUACCUAAAUUAAAACGCAGGACGUGUGUUUUGGAGUUGUAAAUACAAGAGUAUUUCCGUUCCAAUGUAAUGCAAGAUUUUGUUUGCUGGCUUAAUAUCACUCGCUUAAUAGAUUCAGUUUUGAAUUUUCAUC